AUGGCCAGCAACGAAGGCAAAACGCUUUUAUCCCUUCUGUGUGGUGAUAAAUGGCUCUGGGAUCCGGGUCACUCGUAUAGCCUGAGAUUCCAUGAGAAUGGAACAGGCGAGAUCGUGGCCUGUGACGCGUUGGUCAUGUUUAUUCUCGCGGAAUUCGACUGGAAGCCAGUAGACACCACGGCCUCCCUAACACAACCCUUAGAGCUGGGUGACAGUAAAACAUUCCAGUUCAGUAUCAGUCUGACAUUGACGAAACGCAAGAUACCGCAGAUUGGGGGUGUUUCCACACAACGGUACAGCGUCAAUGAGACAGUGCUGGAAGAAGGUGCUUUUCAGCCGAAAGAAUACACAUUGCGGCUCGAGCAGGGCAUGUUCAAGCCUACGGACCCGUCCAACCCGUUCUACGAGUGGCAUCGACUCCGAAUGGUGUUCAGCCCCUCUCCGUAUCCACCUUUGGAACAAUGGAAGCGUAAGCAGCCCGCUGGCGUACUUCGGUUCUGGGAGAAAGACACAUUUUAUAGUCAGCGAAUUCCUGAAGAAGAGGUGACCCGAAGGGACGAUUCAGCAAUGGAGGGAAAUAGCUAG
Colletotrichum destructivum is the source of this 585-nucleotide messenger RNA. RefSeq lists its product as uncharacterized. The coding region runs from base 1 to 585 and encodes 194 amino acids. Lineage: Eukaryota; Fungi; Ascomycota; Sordariomycetes; Glomerellales; Glomerellaceae. The transcript is spliced from 2 exons. The record is from RefSeq and is a predicted model, not a curated record.